This is a messenger RNA of Micromonas pusilla CCMP1545, 717 nucleotides long. RefSeq lists its product as uncharacterized. The coding region runs from base 1 to 717 and encodes 238 amino acids. NCBI's taxonomy places the organism in Eukaryota, Viridiplantae, Chlorophyta, Mamiellophyceae, Mamiellales, Mamiellaceae. The transcript is spliced from 2 exons. The record is from RefSeq and is a predicted model, not a curated record. Gene Ontology annotation, biological process: vesicle-mediated transport. Gene Ontology annotation, cellular component: Golgi apparatus; endoplasmic reticulum.
AUGGCGGCCGCGUUUCAGUCCAACCCGCUGUCGCUGUCGUAUCGCGCAGAGGACGUCGCGGAGUACGUCAAGGAGGAGCGCGCGGAGGCGGAGCGCGCGCGACGCGCGAGCGAGCGCGAGGCGUCCUCUCGAGGAGGGAAGAAUAAUAACGGUCGCGGCGGGGGCGUUACCCCGCCGCCCGAGUCGUACAAGCUCCCGUACCUCACCGUGGGGGAUCUGAAAAAGCCGCCGGUGGAGUGGCGCGAGUUUUUGUGCACCGAUCACCUCGCGCGAUCGUACGCCUUUCCGCGGUCGCUGCGCGAGCUGAGACGCCGCGUCGACGGGAACGUGUACGCGCACGUGGGCAACUACGUCCUCGCGGUGUUCGCGACGUUCUGCGUCGUGUUAUACCAACGCCCGAAGGCGCUCUUCGGCGCGCUCUUCGCGACGAAAGUGUGGGACUGGGUCGGCGCCUCCGCCGGCGUCGACCACGUGUCGUCGCGCGCCGCGGCGAUGCAUCAGUUCAAGGCGGGCGUGGCGACGAUCCUGUCGUGGGCGGUGAUGACGUACACCAGGGCCGCGGGGGCGAUUAGUAACGCCAUCGUGUUGAGCGUUCUCGUGGUCGUGUGUCACGCGGCGAUGAGGCGGUUGGACCCGCCGCCGCCGGACUGGAGGCGGUCGCCGAGGCGGCCGAGAGGGAGUCUGGGGACGUGGCGGGGACGCGGCGGGAAAGAGUGA